CUUGUCUGUCUUCAAUUGACAAUUAAAUCUUUUUAUCCACAAGGCGCCAUGGCCGCCGAUCAGGAGCAAUUUUACCAAAUAAUCCGAACCCUGUUGUCUACAGACAAUUUAAUCCGAACACAAGCAGAGGAGGCCUACAGUACCCUGCCCAUUGAAAGCAAAAUCACCCAUUUGCUGAGUGCAAUACGCAACGAGAACUUAGCAGAAGAUGCCCGCCAAAUUUCGGCCGUAUUGUUGCGGAGAGUCUUCUCAAAUGAGUUUACAGACUUCUAUCCAAAACUGCCACCAGAGAGCCAGGCCCAGCUGAAAGAACAGGUUCUACUAGCGGUCCAACAGGUCAGAACUGAGAUGUUGAGGCACAAAGUAUGCGAAGUUGUCGCUGAAGUGGCCAGAAACCUCAUUGAUGAAGAUGGCAACAACCAGUGGCCAGAAUUUUUGCAGUUUCUUUUCCAUUGUGCCAAUGACCCCAACCCCAUUCUCAAAGAAGCCGCCUUAACAAUGUUCACCAGUGUACCAACGGUGUUUGGAAAUCAACAGAGCAACUACUUAGAUCUGAUCAAGCAGAUGCUGUCUCAAAGCUUGCAACCCCAAGGCGCUUACGAAGUGCGAUUCCAAGCAGUACGCGCUGUCGGCGCGUUUAUUUUGAUCAACGACAAAGAAACGCAAAUUUUAAAGCAUUUUGCCGAUCUUUUGGAACCGAUUUUAGUGGUAAUUGCUGAAAGCAUUCAACAGCACGACGACGAUACUCUUCUAAAGGUUCUCAUUGAUAUGGCUGAAAAUACUCCAAAAUUUUUGCGGCCGCAGUUGCUCAACAUUUAUGAGAUGUGCAUGAAAGUGUUCAGCGAUGCAUCCGCCUUGGAUAGUUGGCGAGCUUUGGCCUUGGAAGUUAUGGUGACUUUAGCGGAAAUGGCUCCGGCUAUGGUGAGGAAAAUGGCAGGAAACUACAUGGAACAACUGGUUCCCCUGAUUUUGCAAUUCAUGGCCGACUUGGAGGACGAAGAGAACUGGGCCGAAUCCGAUGAACUGCUUGAUGAGGAUAAUGAUUGCAACAACGUUGUGGCAGAGGCUGCUUUGGAUCGUUUGGCAACCGGAUUGGGGGGCAAAGUGAUCUUGCCAUUGGUGACUGCCAACAUUCCGCAGAUGUUGGCCAGUCCUGACUGGAAACAGCGACAGGCAGCCUUGAUGGCAAUCAGCGCUAUCGGCGAAGGCUGCAACAAGCACAUGGAAACAAUGCUUCCGCAAAUUAUGGACGGUGUUCCCGGUGUUAUGGAAAGCAUUCUAAGGUAUCUACAGGAUCCGCAUCCCAGGGUUCGCUACGCUGCUUGCAAUGCGAUCGGUCAGAUGAGCACCGACUUUGCACCAAUUUUCGAGAAGAAGUUCCACGAUCGUGUUGUACCUGGAUUACUGAUGCUUCUGGAUGACAAUGCUAAUCCCAGAGUGCAAGCCCACGCGGGCGCUGCAUUGGUAAACUUUGCUGAAGAUUGUCCCAAGCACAUUCUCCACGUAUACCUCCAACCGCUAAUGGCAAAACUCGAGGGCAUUUUAACAUCGAAAGUGAACGAACUGGUGGAAAAGGGGACCAAGCUGGUGCUGGAACAAGUGGUUACAACCAUAGCCAGCGUAGCGGAUACGGCCGAACAGGAAUUUGUCGCGUACUACGACCGAUUGAUGCCCUGUUUGAAGUACAUAAUCGCAAACGCGAAUAAAGACGAAUACAAGCUGUUGAGAGGAAAGGCGAUUGAAUGCGUCACGUUGAUUGGAAUAGCUGUUGGUUCUGAAAAGUUCAGUGCCGAUGCCACACAAGUCAUGGACAUGUUGCUAAAGACAUACGGAAACGGAACUGAAUUGCCCGAUGAUGAUCCACAGACUAGUUACCUGAUAUCCGCUUGGACUAGGAUAUGCCGGGUUUUAGGGAAGAAUUUCGAGCCGUAUCUUCCUUUGGUGAUGGGCCCCGUGUUGCGAACAGCCGCUCUGAAACCCGAUGUCGCCUUACUCGAUAGCGAGGAAAUGGCCGGCAUUGAAGGACAGGAAGAAGACUGGCAAUUUGUAUCACUAGGCGACCAGAAGAACUUUGGAAUUCGCACAGCCGGUUUGGAAGACAAAGCGGCGGCAUGUACGAUGUUAGUAUGCUACGCGCGCGAGUUGAAGGAAGGAUUUGCACCAUAUGCAGAAGAAACCGUUAAACUAAUGGUGCCCAUGUUGAAGUUCUACUUUCAUGAUGGUGUGCGAAAUGCCGCCGCAGAAUCGCUGCCUUGGCUGUUGGAAUGCGCUACCAGUAGAGGCCCUGGAUUUGUCAAUGAUAUGUGGAGGUUCAUUUGCCCUGACUUGCUAACAGCCAUUGAUACAGAGCCGGAAAAUGAAGUUCUGUUGAUCACUUUGGAUUCUCUAUCUCGUUGCAUCCUUCAACUGGGCCCCUCAUAUAUCAAUCAGGAGUCGAUGACUAAAAUACUUGCGAUUAUUGAUAAACUCAUGAGUGAGCAUUUUGAGCGAGCUAAUGAGCGACAUAAAAAGCACCUGGACGAGGAUUACGACGAGGAAGUUCAAGAGCAGCUAGAAGACGAAGAGACUGACGACAUCUGCAUUCUGAACAAAGUAGCCGAUGUUCUGCACUCUCUCUUCACUAUUUACAGGGAAACUAUGAUACCGUUCUUUGACCAGAUUCUCAAUCACUUCGUCAAUCUUCUAACGCCCAAUAGAAGCUGGGCGGACAGACAAUGGGGGGUUUGUGUUUUCGACGAUGUGAUCGAGUUCACUGGGCCCGCGUGCGUUAAAUACCAGACCUACUUUCUGGGACCGAUGUCUGUUUAUGUUCGGGACAAGAGCUGCGAAGUUCGACAAGCCGUGGCAUACGGUUGGGGUGUUUUGGCCCAGUUUGGAGGAGAGCAAUUUGCUGCUGAAGUCGCUAAAAUAGUACCGGCUCUCGUGGAAGUGAUUAAUGAUGCAGAAUCACGAGAUCUGCGUAAUAUCAACGCCACAGAAAACGCAAUUUCAGCGGUGGCGAAAAUUUUAAAGUACAACAACACUCAAAUCAAUGUCAAUGAUGUUAUCCCGCUCUGGUUCUCGUGGUUGCCUGUUGUCGAAGACGCUGAUGAAGCAGUACACGUCUAUGGAUAUAUGUGCGAUCUCAUUGAGCAGAAUAAUCUGGCUAUCAUAGGUGCGAAUAACGAGAAUAUUCCCAAAAUCGUUCACAUUAUCGCAGAGACGUUUCACCGAGAGGCGGUAGAAACCAACACACCAGUAGCAGUGAGAAUGACAAACAUAGUCCGACAGGUGCAAUCAAACGAAACGUUUUUUCAAUCACUGAUUCACACAAUGACCACUGAACAGCAACAGGCUCUGCAUUUCGCUUUGCAUGCAACUCCUGCGUCUUAGUUAAUAAGCUAUUCCUAUUUCAUUGUUUUACAAUAACGUCAAAAAUUACGGUUUUAUUAAUAUACAAUAUAUGUUAUUUUUUUAAACA
This is a messenger RNA of Dendroctonus ponderosae (mountain pine beetle), 3460 nucleotides long. It is a transcript of the gene Karybeta3, whose product is annotated as importin-5. The transcript is spliced from 11 exons. Gene Ontology annotation, molecular function: nuclear import signal receptor activity. Gene Ontology annotation, biological process: protein import into nucleus. Gene Ontology annotation, cellular component: nucleus; cytoplasm. The record is from RefSeq and is a predicted model, not a curated record. Bases 49 to 3372 code for a protein of 1107 amino acids. Lineage: Eukaryota; Metazoa; Arthropoda; Insecta; Coleoptera; Curculionidae.